AUGGACGACUUCAAUCACUUCUGGUCGCAAAACUAUGGCCAAUACCUUACUUCAACCGCGCUACCUGAUCCCGUGCCUAUGACUCCAUCGUCCGAGGCCCGGGAUGAUUGCCUGAGAAAAUUAGGCAUUCUUCAAGCCGGUGUUGUUGCCGAUCUUGAGACUGUCAAGUGCUGCAUUACUGCCGAUAAGUGCCCCGAGGCACUUAAUUCAUCGGGAUUAAACCCUGUCACGAGUCAAAAUGUCAUGAUCGGGCGGAUCCUUGUGCCAGCUCUGCGCCGUUUGAAUUGA
Molecule: messenger RNA, 288 nt
Organism: Penicillium waksmanii
Lineage: Eukaryota; Fungi; Ascomycota; Eurotiomycetes; Eurotiales; Aspergillaceae
Exons: 2
Coding region: 1-288 (95 amino acids)
Source: RefSeq, a predicted model, not a curated record